GGAGAGCUGGUGGACAAUGGUCUGGGUCUGUGGGGGAAGGAAGUGUUAGGGUGCUCUGCUGAUACCUGCUCCUUGCUGCUGUGUAACCUGCAGGUACCAGUGUCUACAUCACACGAGCUCAGCUGAUGAACUGCCACAUCUGUGCGGGUACAAGGCAUAAGGUUUUACUCCGGAGGCUACUGGCUGCAUUUUUCGAUCGGAACACUCUGGCUAACAGCUGUGGCACUGGAAUCCGUUCCUCCCUGUGUGAUCCCAGUCGGAAACCUCUCGAUAGCAGGAUACUCAAUGCCAUUAAAGUUUAUUGUCAGAACUUUGCCUCGAACUUCAAGGAGAGUGAGAUGAAUGCCAUUGCCGCUGACAUGUGCACCAACGCUCGCAGGGUAGUCCGCAAGCACUGGAUCCCCAAGCUCAAGCUGAUGCUCGCCGAGGGAGAUGGCGUCUACCGCUCCGUCAUCACCGACGCAGCUUCUGGAAAUUUACCGGACGGUACGGCUGGGAACCAGGAGGUGGAGCUGCCGGGAACCGGGCAAAGGCACGAGGCCGCUGGGAUGAGAGCUGCUGGCACUGGCCACAGAUACGAGACAGGUUUCCCGGAGGGCCUGGAAGAUGCCGGGAACAGUAUCGUGGAGGCUCCGAACUAAUGGCGCCCUGCCAGGCGUUCCCAGCGUAAGAGCCAAGCUCCGCAGGGGAGACAGACUGCCAUGUGCGUGGCCUGAUUAACUGGGGAUGGUUGGUGUGAGCUGGUCAGCUGCUGUGUACUGGGCAGGGAGGAGGGCAUCAUUGAACCUUGCCCAGGCAAUGAACCCUCUCGCUGCUGGGCACCGUAAACUGAUUUGGUUCAAUGGCAAUUGGGGUGAUGUGACCAUGAGUGUAAAUCGAGAGCGGAGAAGCAAAAAGGAAGACUUGCAUUUAUAUAGCACCUUUCCCCUCAGGGCAGCCCAAAGUGCUUCACUGCUGACACAGCACUCUCGGAAGUGUGGCCACUGCGGGGAACGUGGCAGCUAAUUUGCGCAGAGCAAGAUCCCACGAAACACAGUGUGUGACGCUGACUGUUUGUUCUGCUGUAGUGGCGUUGACUGAGGGAUAGGUGUGAGCCUGAGCCCUGCAGAGAGCUCCCCUGCUUUUCAGGUACUGUUCACCUGACAGGGCACCCUGGACCCUGUUUCAGUGUUUAAUCUGAAAGCUGCACCUCUGACAAUGCAACACUCCCUCAGUGUGGUUCCCAUUUAGAUAGUGGGACUUGAAUUUCUCACACACACAUGACUAGCACAUUAUUAGGCCCGAUAGUGCUUCAGUGGACAGGGAGAUACUUUGCCACUGAGUUCCGCUCAAAAAAGUCAAGUCCAGAGAGAAAACCCAGAUGGAGAUUUCUAAAAAGUAAUAUUUAUUCUCUGGGGUGUGGUUAGUUUCUUUUGCAUUUGCUGUAACUGUUCCCUAAGCCGAGUGAUUUGCUUGACUAUUUGAAUUGAGAGCCUGCCACAUUUGCUUUAGGUCUGGAGUCUCGUGUGGUCCCAACUGGGUAAGGACGGCAGAUUUCCUUCCCUAAAGGACCAGAAGUGAUCCCGAUGGGUCCGUGAGCAAUCGAUGCUCGUCGCCAUGGUCACCGUUACUGAGAGAGGCUUCCAAAUUCCCCAUGGGUUCCUGACGUCACCAGUUGCUAAGAUUUUGAGCCCAUUUUCCCAGAACAUUCACCUGGGCCUCUGGAUUCCUUGUCCAGUGACUGCGCCAGCAACAGUUCAAGCGGCGUGUUGACUGGGCAAAGUUUCAUAAGGGAGUCAGUCAACUCCUUGCUCAAACUGCUUGAUGGAUUGCACGUUUUGUCUCAUUACUUUGUAUUAGUUGCUACACUGUUUGGCACCCGAAGCUCAGCUCUCCACAGUAAAUUACAUGCACCAUUGAAUUCGCAAAGUGCAGUUCCAAAUAAUCGGUCACUUAACAAAGGUGUGAGUGACUCGCGUGCCAUACCCCCUGCCUUUCCCCAGCACACUGUCCUGGUUAGCAGACCUGUAUAUAACAUCGUUACUUUACAAAUCCAGGCCAUUCAGCCCAACAGUGUUUACGAUCCACAUUAACCUCCCCUCAUUGUUCUUCUGCUAAUUCCAUCAGUGUAUCAUUCCACUCCCGUCUCGGGUUUAUCCAAAUUUCUCCUUUAGAUACGUUGUACUGUUUACCAUGGGAAUGAGUUCCCCUGCUCACUGCACUCUUUGCAAAGAAACUGAUUAUUCGAUACACCCGUGGGUGUCUCCUGUUUGCAGCCCCUAAGUUGGAAGUAAACACUUGUUGGGGUUUUUAUUUAUACGUGCUCUUGUUUAAGUCUCCCAAAGCAGGAGUUACUUUGGGGAUGUGAUGGCCACAAGACAUUGGAACAGCACUCCACUUUUGGGGAGAGCUGGGUGUUGGUUAGCUCAGUUGGUUGGAAGGCUGGUUUGCGAUGCCAGGUGACUCCAACAGUAUGGGUUGGAUUCCUGCACUGGCUGAGGUUACAAUGAAGGUCCCACCUUCUCAAACUCGCCCCUCAGCUGAGGCAUGGUGAGCCUCAGGUUAAACCACCACCAGCCGUGUCUCUCUCUCUCUCUCUCUCUCUCUCUCUCUGAGAGAGCUGCUGUGUUGUUCUCUGGAACUUUGGCAACUUUAGCUUUGCAGAGGUUGGAACUGUGUUUGCGACUCUCAAAAAUCAUGAACGAGUCCAGCGUAGUACUGAGACUACACUGCUGAUGUAGCAUUAAACUAAGGCCAUUUCUGGCUCUUUAAUUGACUGAUAAUAGCAGGUAGUUUGGAAACUAGGCGGAUUUGCCUUUGGAGGAGGAGUGGAGGUGUUCACACAGUCAGAGUGAAAGGGUAAUUCACGGUAUUGCUGUUUGUGGCAUCUUGCUGACACAGAGUGGCCCCCAUUUUCACCUACAGAAUGGCGAUGAGCCAAUAAAAAGAACGUUGUUGUACUUUAGAGAUGUAUAAAUGCAAGUCUCUGACAUACCAGUUGGGAAUGCCUUCUGAAAUGAGCUUACCAUAGUGUUCUCUACUAUAAACAGGUCCCGCGUUUGCCCAGUUUCCCACCACCUUCUCGGCUCUGACCACCUUUCUGGGUCUGGCCCUUCCCUUCCUGUCUGAAAUACUAACGACUAAAUAUGUUGCUUCCAAAGCGUCUGUAACCUGACCUGGCACAGUGGGUACUCCAGAUGAAACAGGGGCAGGGGAAGAACACUGAAUGUUUGGUGGCAGAGGUGGGAAGAAUGUGCAUUUGGCAUUUGCUUGAUGGAACGCAUUGGCGUCAGUCACUGAAGGCAGCAGGCCUCAGGUUCAUUGCAUUCCUUUGGGUUGGCACAGCCUCAAGUAACAUCAGAGGUACCAGUGGGCACUGGGGUACCCCCCAUCGUCAUUCGGGAACCUGUUUGGGUAUGGAAUUUGACAGUGUUGGCCUUGGAGCAGGAAACUUGGAGUAUCGCAAAUUGGAAUGGCUUUUGCUCUCUGUUUCCAUGGAUGGGCAGUCAGUAGUGAUAACGUGUUUGGCAAUUAGGAAUGUAAAUUGUGCUUUAAACCCUGACUUCUGAAGAACGUAAACAGUUUUGGGCUUUGGUGUUUGCAAGACUCUUCACAUUCCCUUUGACUGUGGAACAUUUGGCCGUAGGGACAUGAGUGGGCCCAUUCUUUUAUAGCAGGUCACUCUGAUGGACCAUUUCAAUCUCGGGCCACUUUACACGACGGGAUGCCAGCCCAUGCUCUGUAAUGAAAUGACCCACUAAUUGUUAGUGUGACGUUGUAGCUCCUAUCGGUGCAUGUGUCAUUUUAAAGCUGUAACAUGUGUAAGUGUACAUGUAGCUCCAUGCUUCUUGUUUCCAUUAGCCUUUCAGUGGUGUCUCCCUGCAGAGAGAGAGAGUUUCAUAUCGUGGCAGGCAGCCACUGCAAAGUCAUAACAUCGAGGAGCUUCCAGGAUCUUAAUUUUGCUUGACACCUGCCAUCACCAACCAAAACAUGACCUAGAACUUGUUGGUAGCUUUGAUCCGAUCUAUAUGUUGCCCAGGUGCUGUGUGCUUGGCCUGAGGUAAUGGUCAGCCUGCCUUCCUGCUGUUUGUGCCAUAGCUGGAGACGGUGGGCCAGAGCUGGGUUAACCAGUCCCUUCAGGGGACGUCCUCAGUUACCCUCACUUUGUGACAUGCCGGACACAAGAGCAUAUUCAAGCAACAAAGAACAUUCAUGCGGUACUGGAGGCUCAUAUGGUCUGGGAGUGAGGAAGUCUUUUAUAUAGAGCCUUGGUGAGCCCCACAGCUGGAUAAGCAUGUUCAGUUUUGGUCUCCUUGCAUAAGGAAGGAUAUUCCCUCGUAACAGUGGGAACAACUGAAGUUGGUCGGUGUAGAUCCUGAGUUGAAAGAGCUUUCCAAAGAGGCGAUCAUAUACAAUGGGCCCGUAUUUUGCAGCAUUUAGAAGCGUGUCAGCAGAUCUGCUAGAAACAUCCAGGGUGAGGUAGAUGGGAGAGUUCUGUUUCUCCAGCCAGGCCAGAUCAGAAACAGGGAUCGGAGUCUCGGAAACGGUAACAGCCAGGUGGGAUUAGUUUGGGAACGUGGUCAGCAUGGACUCGUUGGACUGAAGGAUCUGUUUCUGUGCUGUAUGAUUCUAUUAAAUAUUCAUGACUGUAUGAGGUGGAAUAUCUUCAUGUGGAAACUUUGGAAAGCUGUACCCCAGAGAGGGCUGUGAAAGCGCAAUUAUUGUGUACAUUCAAGAUUUCUGCACACGGAAGGAAUCUGAGGGACGGGAAGGAAACGUGGAGUUGAAGUUAAGGACUAGCCAUGAUGCUUCUGGAGGGCAGAGCAGGCUGGAGCAUGUUUACUCUGCUUUUAUUACUUAGAAUGGGUUGGUUCAGUGAGGAGAGCAGAUUUUCUCCCUAAUUCAACAUCAAGGAGCCAUUUCUUUCUGUGACAGGUUUUUCACUGAUUAUGCAUUUGUCUUCAAAUGUUUUAAAAAUUCCAGUUUUCAAACUGCAUUGGUUUCUAACAGGCUAACAGUUCAGUAAAAGAAUACAACUGUCAUUACCACAUUUGAACACUACACAAUUAGUUAGAGAUGAGUUUAAGCAGAUAUAUUGUUGAUUAAUAAAAUAAUUAAAUGCUCACUGCACUGAUGUUACCUACAGCGUGGUUUCCUGUAGAUAAAACAUCUGUGUCUGUCUGCAGUGGUGUCUUUGUUGUAAUUUUGGAGUCAAUUUGCACACAGCCAGUUCCCUUGACAGACAGCAUUGUAAUAAUAUUACAGAUUUAUCGAUUGAAAGAUCUUGUUCUUCAAGAUAUUUGACCUGAAUGAGCUGUUGUGACCUUGGUUUAAUGUCUCAGCCAAAAGGUAGUGUGGUAUUCUCUCAGUACUGCACUACACUUGCAGCCUGGGUGAUGUGCUGAUGUUUCCAUUGUCAUUGUGAGCUGAGAGCGCUCACGACUGCAUCAGAUCUGUCAUAACUCUGGACCCAGGAGUUGACAUUUAGAAGUUUAAGUGCUAAUAAAUCUUUUACCGUGAGAA
Messenger RNA from Rhincodon typus (whale shark), 5502 nucleotides. Its product is annotated as nucleus accumbens-associated protein 2-like. Bases 126 to 641 code for a protein of 171 amino acids. Lineage: Eukaryota; Metazoa; Chordata; Chondrichthyes; Orectolobiformes; Rhincodontidae. The transcript is spliced from 3 exons. Gene Ontology annotation, molecular function: DNA binding. The record is from RefSeq and is a predicted model, not a curated record.